AUGGCACGGCAACAGCUCCUCCUCAUCGCCAUUCUCACUCUCCUGGCUGUCACAGUCUUCGUCGGUGCCGAUGACUCGACGCCCUCUGCCUCAUCGCCAUCCGUAGGUGUCGACUCCGUACCAAGCGUCUUGACCCCGAUUGCCACAUCGCCGCUCCCGGACAGUGCCGAGGCUCCUUCUGGGGACCAUGGCAUCGAGGAUAGCGAUGCUGGCGGCGUCGGAGCUCCUCUCGGCACCCACCCCACCGAGCCAGAGAGUGAGUCCACCGCCAAGAGUGACGCCUCCCUCAUCGGUGUAACCUCCAAGGGUUUAAGGAAACAGCUUCAAGUCGAGGACGCAAAACAUAGCCCGAUCGAGCAAGCAUCGAUCGCCAUGCUUGCUUCCCUCGGCAGCUUCCUCUCUUCCCUGCCCUUCCUCGUCCCCCCCACGGAGAAGCCCCCGCCUCCUCCCCCCGUCCCUUUCCCGAAGCCUAAAACCGAUGGGUUCCCUCCCGCCUCCAUCCGCAGCUCGGCCCCUGUUCGGCCCCCCUCGGAGGUGACAAUGCCGGCGGAGAAGGAAGGGCUCGUCUGCAGCUGCUAUCCAUCCUUGGCAUUGGCUAACCUGUUCUACGCCCGGGGAGGGUAUUACAACGCACAGGUGGUGGUCGGGGAGGACGAGCCGGAGGAGGUGCUGCUGCGGAGGUUCAAGAGGGAGGUCAUGAAGGCCGGGGUCAUCCAGGAGUGCAAGAGGAGACGUUGGUUCGAGAACGAGCAGGAGAAGAAGAAGCGCAAGGCCCGUGAUGCGGCCCGGAGGAAUCGGAAGAGGCGUUAUCAACCAAAAGUCCGUAAGCAAGAUAACCAGGAAGAACCAAAGGCAAAGAUACAGGAGGAGGAAGACAAUUGGGAAAUUCCUGAAGGAGAACUUCCUUAUUGCACCUAGGAUGCCUUAGUGGAGGAACCUGCAGUAUUUUCAUGGUUUUGUUUUUGAAAGUCAUUUAAGCUAGAGUUAGCUACUACUAACUGAUGGUUUUGUUUUUGAAAGUCAUUUAAGCUAGAGUUAGCUACUACUAACUGAUGCCGAUGUGUUUUGUCCUUUCUUUCUCCUUUCUGUUUGUUUUUUUUUCUCUUUUCGAAUAAAGCAAUGGUAUGAAAAUGACAAAGGUCUUGAACAUUUGGUGCCUGUAUAUUAUGAUACAAUAUCUAUUGAUGGUGCCUCCUUCAAGUUAA
This is a messenger RNA of Musa acuminata AAA Group (dessert banana), 1205 nucleotides long. RefSeq names its product small ribosomal subunit protein bS21c. The record is from RefSeq and is a predicted model, not a curated record. Bases 1 to 918 code for a protein of 305 amino acids. Gene Ontology annotation, molecular function: structural constituent of ribosome. Gene Ontology annotation, biological process: translation. Gene Ontology annotation, cellular component: ribosome. Lineage: Eukaryota; Viridiplantae; Streptophyta; Magnoliopsida; Zingiberales; Musaceae. The transcript is spliced from 3 exons.